Molecule: messenger RNA, 423 nt
Organism: Loa loa (African eye worm)
Lineage: Eukaryota; Metazoa; Nematoda; Chromadorea; Rhabditida; Onchocercidae
Exons: 5
Coding region: 1-423 (140 amino acids)
Source: RefSeq, a predicted model, not a curated record
AUGGGAAGGAGGAUCGGUUACAUUCCUACAAAUAUGGUGAAUACAUUACCAACAGAUGUUUACAAUCACAAGCCAUGCAACAUUGAAAUUAAGCAACAAAUAGAGCUAUUAUCGUAUCCGCCAGCUAUCAUCCUAUCCAUUCCAUCCAGCUCCAUUCAUUUAGCUUGUGUUCUCAAGACGUGUAUUCUUCGAACAAUGCUGAAUACGACAAUUAUCAAAAUUGUUACCUUCUGCAUAGAAGUAGAAAUGAUUAUACGGUUUGAAAUAGAUGAAAAAUAUUUAGAGAGCUGGAAAAUCAUUGUCGGGUACGGUACGCUUGUACUCUCAUUGGGAUCUAUGCCUAAAGAAGCUUUUAUCAGUAUACAGCUAGAAAUGUCGAAAUUUAUUAACACCGAUCUUUCUGUAGCCGUUUCAUCGUCAUAG